Messenger RNA from Raphanus sativus (radish), 1668 nucleotides. RefSeq names its product UPF0481 protein At3g47200-like. NCBI's taxonomy places the organism in Eukaryota, Viridiplantae, Streptophyta, Magnoliopsida, Brassicales, Brassicaceae. The record is from RefSeq and is a predicted model, not a curated record. The transcript has a single exon. Bases 200 to 1456 code for a protein of 418 amino acids.
AGCUAACCUCUACCACAGUCUCUAUAUCUUCUCUUUUUUGUUUUUGAAUGAAUGUUAAAUUUAUGCCACUCAAACAAUAUCUUCUCAGAGUAUUCCUCAGCUUCCUCUCUCUUUUCUCUCUAGAUGUGCUCUGUCUUUCUGUUUCUUUGAUACGUUUAUAUAGGUCUCGAAAACGCUUCUGUGGCACUGAACUGAGUACAUGGAAGAUAUGGAUAGGAGGAGUGAAGAUGCAGGUUCCCUUGCUGAUUCCAUCAAAGCAAAGCUGGAAUCUCUGCCUUCUCUUUCAAGCAAGUGUUGUAUCUACAAGGUGCCCAAUAAGCUCCGAAGGCUCAACCCUGAUGCAUAUUCACCUCGGGUCGUGUCUAUUGGUCCGUUUCAUCACGGUAAAGAAGAGCUUCAAGCUAUGGAAGAGCAUAAGUACAGGUACUUAAAGAGCUUUCUCCCUAGAGCAUGCUUUAGUUUAGAGCAUCUUGUUAAAGUUGCAAGGACGUGGGAAGAGAAUGCUAGGAGUUGUUACGCAGAAGAUGUGGAACUCAACAGCGACGAGUUUGUGAAAAUGUUAGUUGUGGAUGGGAGCUUCUUGGUUGAACUUAUGCUGAUAUCUUGGGAUCCUCGACUCAGAGGCGAGAACGACCGCAUAUAUGGGAAGCCAUGGAUGAUCAACGACGUGUUUCGUGACAUGGUUUUGAUAGAAAACCAGUUACCCUACUUUGUGGUGAAGAGUUUGGUUGGUCUCUUGUACCAACGAGGAACAGAUCCAGCAAUACAGAUUACUCAUCACUUCUUCAGUCGUUAUUUGGACCACAUUGAUGUUGCAAAAUUUAAACCAGAGCCAGAUCAUUUCGUUGAUGUUUUGAGGUCUUUUAUUCUGCCAGAGGUUCCAAUGAAACUGGAAGAAAUCACAACAUUUAAGGUCUUCAAUGCACCGGAAGCAACUGAGCUUCUCAAUGCUGGUGUUAAAUUCAAGCCAGCAGAGACCACCAGUAGUUGUUUUCUUGAUAUUAAAUUUGCUAAUGGAUUGCUGGAGAUUCCUACCAUCACCGUCGGUGAUUACACGGAACCCCUCUACAGAAACAUCAUUGUGUUCGAACAAUGCCAUUGCUCAGAUAAGAUCUUCCUGGACUACAUCACACUGCUCAGUUGCUUCAUUAGAUCCCCUGCAGAUGCUGACAUACUCAUCCGCAGUGAGAUCUUUGUUAACUAUCUUGGAAACGCAAAAGAUGUUCCAAAGUUGUUCAGUAGCUUGUGCCAAGAGGUGGUCACUAGUACAAGAUCUCACUUUCAGAGCCUCUCUGAGGACCUACACGCUUACUGCACCAUACGAAGGAACAGGUGGAAGGCGGUUCUGAGACGUGACUAUUUCCAAAAUCCUUGGUCAGUUGCUUCUGUUAUUGCUGCUGUGUUUCUCCUCAUCCUCACUUGCAUACAAGCUAUAUGCUCUAUCUUGGCCCUGUGAGUGUUACCACAGAUACUUACAUCUUCUGGGAUAUCAUUUUGGAGCCCAAAACUCAAUAAAUAAUUUUCUUAUGGAAUGUAAUAAAUAUUUGUAUUAUCAGAACAGACAGCAGUCAAGUCCUGACAUGACUUUGUACUGAGUCUUGCCGUGGCUUGAGCUGAACUACUUUCUUUGUUAAGGGUACUGGAAAUAAAACUAUUGUUUCAAGGUAA